This is a messenger RNA of Macrosteles quadrilineatus (aster leafhopper), 797 nucleotides long. RefSeq names its product adenine phosphoribosyltransferase-like. The coding region runs from base 130 to 675 and encodes 181 amino acids. The record is from RefSeq and is a predicted model, not a curated record. The transcript is spliced from 4 exons. Gene Ontology annotation, molecular function: adenine binding; AMP binding; adenine phosphoribosyltransferase activity. Gene Ontology annotation, cellular component: cytoplasm. NCBI's taxonomy places the organism in Eukaryota, Metazoa, Arthropoda, Insecta, Hemiptera, Cicadellidae. Gene Ontology annotation, biological process: adenine salvage; AMP salvage.
UUUGUUGUUUGUUUAUUUUAUCUAAGUAAAAUAUUGAAGGGCACUUCAAUCUAAUCUGCAUUACAUAAUUUUGCAUACAGCAGAUACGUUACAAGACACUUCAUUUCAUUACUCUAAUAUUGUUUUAAUAUGUGUGACAAGAAAGGUGACUUGGAGCUAAUAAAGAAAAAUAUCCAGCGCUUUCCAAACUUUCCUAAAACUGGAAUAACAUUUAUAGAUAUAUUUUCUGUGUUGAGAAACUACAAGGCAUUCUGUGCUCUAAAAGAAAUUAUAAUUGAUCAUGUGAAAACGUUGGAAGGAGUGGAUGUGGUUGCUGCAUUAGAAUCCCGAGGAUUCCUAUUUGGUCCCGUCGUAGCUCUAGAACUUGGAUUGCCGUUUGUGCCCAUCAGGAAAAAAGGGAAACUCCCGGGAAAAGUAGAACAAGUCAGUUUUACAUUAGAAUAUGGCCAAGAUGUUUUUGAAAUCCAAUCCGAGAGUAUUCUUCCUAACCAAGGAGUGCUGCUUCUAGAUGACUUGUUAGCUACAGGAGGUAGUUUGGCAGCCUCUUGCCAGCUGAUCUCCCAGUUGAAGGCCAAAGUUGUGGAAUGUCUGGUCAUCAUUGAGCUGACAGAUUUGAAAGGGAGGGAUAAAGUCCCAGCUCCAGUACAUUCCUUUAUCCAAGAGACUGAAAACUGACUGCAAUACUCCCAACAGAUUUGCUGAACAACAACAUUUCAUUCCAUGCCAACUGUAAAGUAUACAUUCCUUUUUGAUGGACUACUGGUAUUAAUUUACUUGAGAUUAUAUUUUAAAUCAAA